CCUGGAACCAGCGGACUUCCUCUCUGCCUGUCUGGGUCAGCCUGUCUGCCUGUCGCUGGCCCCGGGCUCGCUCUCUGGCCCCAGCCCUUUUCUCUCUCUCUCAGCAGCUGUCUCUCUCGUGCCCGCUGGCCUGUCUCUCUCCUUUCCCGCAAUCGCCUCCUUCUCUGCCUGCCUGGGUGGCCGCCAUGGGCCGGAAGCGGCUCAUCACUGACUCCUACCCCGUAGUGAAGAGGAGGGAGGGCCCCGCUGGGCACAGCAAGGGGGAGCUGGCACCAGAGCUAGGGGAAGAGCCCGAGCCCCAGCCCUUGAGCGUGGAUGAAGCAGAGCUGGAGCUGCUGAGGCAGUUUGAUCUCGCCUGGCAGUACGGGCCCUGCACAGGGAUCACACGGCUGCAGCGCUGGCAUCGGGCGGAGCAGAUGGGUUUGGAGCCUCCCCCAGAAGUGCGUCAGGUGCUACAGACCCACCCUGGAGAUCCCCGCUUCCAGUGCAGCCUCUGGCACCUCUAUCCCCUUUGAGGCACCACCCAAGACCUCCUGCCCGCUGUCCCAGAACCUCAAGACUCAAGUGAGAGCCAGGUGUUGCCCCCUUGGCUCAGUUCUGCUGUGAAGAAACUUUGGCAGGAAUAGAGCCUCAUACAGAGAGAAAAGAGGCUGAAUCUGGAAGUCUCUGAGGCUCAACCCUCCAUCUAACCAGCAGGCUCCAGGAGCCCCCUCUGAGAGCCAAUACAGCUGAAGCUUGCACUUCCUACAUGAAGAGUGGUCUCUGAGGACAAGGACCUGGCCAUGACCUUUCAGAUGCCUCCUACAGGCCUCCCUGACCACAAAUACUGUGGUCCUGGGAAUACUGUGGCAAAUAGGCACAGCCUUGGACACAGGCAGACUGAAGCAGAUAACUAAGAGGCAAAGAUGCACUCCACUUACGGCUGGGAAUCUGAAGGCAGAACUGGCAAGGGGUUCACUAAUGCUUAUCAAUAAAGAACACUGAGUCUGGAA
Ailuropoda melanoleuca (giant panda) is the source of this 992-nucleotide messenger RNA. RefSeq names its product DNA polymerase delta 4, accessory subunit (gene POLD4). The record is from RefSeq and is a predicted model, not a curated record. Gene Ontology annotation, cellular component: delta DNA polymerase complex. The transcript is spliced from 4 exons. Gene Ontology annotation, molecular function: DNA-directed DNA polymerase activity. Lineage: Eukaryota; Metazoa; Chordata; Mammalia; Carnivora; Ursidae. Gene Ontology annotation, biological process: DNA-templated DNA replication; DNA synthesis involved in DNA repair. The coding region runs from base 186 to 515 and encodes 109 amino acids.